AUGGAACCCUCCGGGAACAUACCCAGCAUCGAGCCGCAAGAUGGACUAUCAUCCAUCGAGAACCUCCCUAUCGAUAUCACAUUCGAGAUAAUGAAGCGAUUACCAGAUAUCAACUCCUUGUUGAGCUUAAUCCAAGCCUCUCCUAGCGCAAUUCGUACAUACAACGCCUCGCAGUUUAACCAGAAUACCAUAAUCAAAGGUAUCCUCUCCACAGAACUUGAGGGGAACUUGCCUAUGGCAGUCAAACGACUUCAAGCAUUCAGGAUCAAGAAUAAGCCGAUGAGGCCUUACGGAACUUUCCCCAGGUGGGAUUACGAUCAGAUGAUGUCGGAAUUUACCGACGUAUACAUCAGCGGAAUGAAAUCGAGCCAGGUAGUCGUGCCUCUCGAUUACUUCACUCUCGAGACGGCUCUUGAGAUAUCGUCAUUCCAUACCUGCGUCUUGCGUUGGGUCGAUAUUCUAGCCAAACGCAUGCCAAGAGGACCAUCCAAUGGCAGAGCUUUCGGAUUUCUUAGUCCAUUGAGCAUUCGCUACCUCGAUGAUGAGGAAAGGUAUCGGAUUAUGAAGAUGCUCUAUAUCACCGAGAUUACCAGUAUCCUUCUUCCUGUCGUGUACGCCAUUUACAAUUAUAACAGCCUGGAAGAUGAAAUAUGGCAGUCCUUCUGGUAUGGUUUCCAUCCAUGGGAGUACUGCCAGUUCUUGGAUAUGCAGCAGGUACUAUACGAAUUAUGCGAUCGCAAAUUACGGGAUCAUUAUUAUUACAAACACUCCCCAAUCGGAAUAAAGCUUCGGCAAAUACGGAUGUUGAACCUAUCGAAAGAAGAGACACUGGAACUUAUCUGCAGAGUGACCGCCUUUCAAGCAGGCCUAGAGGCCUUAUUAGACGUAGUACCUUCGGCAAGAUCCGACCCGAAGAAAAGUGUCUACCAACCAGACAUUCUGGAUGUUAUACAAGGCCUGGAUGCACCGCUCUUGAUCACUUCUAGAUUUGUCCAGCAUGCCAAUGAUCGACUUAGGACCGACUAUAAUCGUUGGCUCGCCUAUGGUUACAAAAACCCGGAAGAUCAUUCUUUCGAUGGUAGGGAGUUGUAUUUCCCCAGAUUUGCGGACAAACCUCAUGAAUCCGCGGGCGUUGACGAAGGUCCGUUGAGGUGCUGGCUAUUUGAUAUCACGAAGUACAGUGAGCGCCAUAAUCUUGAUAAUAGCCGUGUAUGGCCUCGCGAUAACCCGAAUUUCGUCAUGACUUCUUUCCUAAGCGCAUAUCGCUGGGACUCGGAGGAGUGGCCAUUACCCUCACUUUCUGAUCUUAGAGAUGAAUCGGGAAAAUACGUGCUGACGAGGGAUAGCGAAUUGAUUCCUAUACCUAGCAGAUUCUAUAAAUCCUCAUCCGCGUAUCAGAUUGGAGGUCGGAGAUGAAGACUCGAAUGCUGUAACAGAUAAGUGAAAGCUGGCGGAGUAAAGAAUGGAGAAGGGAUUGGGAGGAUGCUAAAUAUGACCUGGUUCU
Messenger RNA from Annulohypoxylon maeteangense, 1504 nucleotides. RefSeq lists its product as uncharacterized. Lineage: Eukaryota; Fungi; Ascomycota; Sordariomycetes; Xylariales; Hypoxylaceae. The transcript is spliced from 2 exons. The record is from RefSeq and is a predicted model, not a curated record. The coding region runs from base 1 to 1416 and encodes 471 amino acids.